CUUUGAAGCGCACGCGCAGUGGCUCCUGGUCCCUCUUUCUCUGGGGCUUAGACGUCUUGGCUGGUCGUUGGGCUCUGGGUCCAGGCGGGGCUAAAGGGGAGGGGUUUGGGCUGAGCCCACCCCACCCCCCUUGGGGAGGAGGUGAUGUCAGCCGAAGCCACGGCAGACCCGGUUCCGUCCCCGGAGGCCUGUGCUCCGCUAGUCCCAACCCAGCAGCGACGGGAUGGCGGGGGCGGGGUGGCGGGGGCGACCUUUGACCUCAAACCUCUGAACCCCAGCAGCAAGUAUGUGAAGCUGAACGUGGGGGGGUCCCUCCACUACACCACGGUGCAGACCCUCACCAAGCAAGACACCAUGCUCAAGGCCAUGUUCAGUGGCAGGAUGGAAGUGCUGACAGAUAGCGAAGGCUGGAUCUUGAUUGAUAGAAGCGGGCGCCAUUUUGGAACCAUCCUGAAUUACUUGCGAGACGGUUCUGUUUCCCUCCCCGAGUCCCAGCGGGAGCUGGAAGAGGUGCUGUCUGAGGCCCGGUACUACCUGAUUCAAGGCUUAGUGGAGGACUGCCAGCUGGCGCUCCAGCAAAAGAGUGAAGCCUUUGACCCUCUCUGCCACAUCCCCAUGGUGACGUCUCCAAAGGAGGAGCAGCAGAUCAUCUCAAGCUGUUCCAAGCCUGUGGUGAAACUGCUGCAUAACAGAAGCAACAACAAGUAUUCAUAUACGAGUAAUUCCGAUGACAACUUGCUGAAGAACAUCGAACUCUUUGACAAACUCGCUCUGCGGUUCAACGGGCGGGUGCUCUUCAUCAAAGACGUCCUGGGAGACGAGAUUUGCUGCUGGUCGUUCUACGGGCAGGGCCGCAAGAUCGCUGAAGUCUGUUGCACCUCUAUCGUGUAUGCCACUGAGAAGAAACAGACCAAGGUGGAGUUUCCAGAGGCAAGGAUCUUCGAGGAGACCCUGAACAUCCUGAUCUAUGAGACACCGAGGGUGCCGGAUAAGGCCCUGCUGGAAGCAACAGGUGGGGUGGCAGGUGGAGGUGGAGGCCCCCUCCGCGCAGGUGAUGAUGAAGACGGGCGGGAGCACCGUGUCCGGCGCAUUCAUGUCCGCAGGCAUAUUAUGCACGACGAGCGUCCUCACGGUCACCAGGCUGUUUUCAAGGACUGAGCCUCUCUCGAUCCCAGUGGUGUUGUCACUCCGCCCAUCCAGUGCCAAAGGAGGCCCUAUUUCCUCCUUUUGACCUUUCGCCCCACGGUCUUUUCAAGAGUGUUUGCGACCAUUCUAACCCAUGCCUCUCUUCUCCUUGGCCGUGCCCUUCUCCCUGUGACUUCGCACCCUUCCUGAGCCCCUCGUUGACCUUAUUGUGACAAUUGACACCUUAGUCCAUCUUGUUCUUGACUCACAUGCUCUUUCCAAUUGUUGAUUCCCCCCCCCGCCCUUAAUAUGAGUCUUAAUCUUAAAUGCCUGUCCUUUUUCUCUUGCUGUUUACUCCCCCUGUACGCACCAGUCCUCUUCUUGCCUCAUAACCCUUGAGAGGCCUCUCGAGUCUGGAUAGUGACCCAUUCGUUAUUCAUAAUGUCUUUGGCCCAGAAUAUUGUCCAGUGAGACUAGAGACAGUCUGACUCUUGGGAUCCACAGAAAAGCAUUAAUACAGAAAUAGGGGUCUGUGAUCAAUGUGCACAUACCAGAGGGAACCUACUUCCCAUAUUCCACUUGGAACAUUGACCUCUUCUCCAGUUUCUCGAGGGUCAUCACAGGUAAGCAGCUGCCUAGUCGGAGGCAUUGAGAAUCCUUUUUUUGUAUACCUACUUUGUAUAACCUUCUUAUGCUCUCUGAUUUCUGAUUAACACCCUCAUAAUAGUUUUUGGGGUUUUUUUGAAAUUCUGCCCUCCCCUAAAGGACACACAGUGUUUUUGGUUUUUUGUUCAUCUGUUUUUAACUUAUCGGUUUUUCCUGUAUGGAUGAAGCCACCUGGAUGUAAGAGAAAGGACCUAAAUUGUUCUAGGGAAAGUUGUGAAUUGCAGUCAUCUUUGGGGGGUUUUAACAUCAAAUGGGGCUGGAAUAACUGGGACUGUAAAACUUACCUCAUUUGAAUCUGUCAGCCAAGGAGGCUAAAUCCUCUUUGAAAUCAUCCAGAAAGAAAUCCUCAUGUCGGUACACUCCAGACACAUUCAGUCUUCCCACCAGAGCAGGCCUAACCGGAAGCUUCCAGAAAGCUGUUCUUGACUUGCUGGGUUAAAACAAACGGCUCUGGGUCAAAUAUAUGUUCUCCCUUGACCUCCUGCAGUGGAUGUUGUGCGAGCUGGACCCUGGCUGCCCUCUGCACGUGCCUCUACUGCCUUGUAUAGUACAAGGUACGUCUGGGCUUCGAAAGAGAGAGGAUGCUUUGAACCUAAAGUUUAGUUGGCAUCUUUGGAUCAUUUCCAAACACUGCAACGUGGUCGAACAGUUUGUUCCCACAGUGUAUUGGAAGGCUGGGGCACAAAGUCAUUCUGACCUCCAUUUCCAAACACACCCUGUCGCAUGCUCCUAAUGUUUCACGUGGGGAAUAUUUACUCUCCUGCAACUUACCCCAGGAACGCUUUCUCUCCUCUCUGUUUUCCCUUGGGAAAUAGGAUGUUCCUUCAUGGAAAGAAAAAAAAAACCUUUGGAGAGUUCUAGCUGGCCCUUUAGCCAGUUGCUCCAUUGGAUGGGAAUGGUUUGUUCCACCUAGUGAUGGGUGGGGAGGUGUAGUGAACCAUUGCAUUUCACAAAACUCAAGGCUGUGAAGGUACUUCUGUGGGGAAGAUGGUACUGUCCUUUCCCCUUCCCCUGUUGUUUCCUUCUGUACAUCCUCUCCUCCCUGGAGGAGGUAAUCUUGCAUUAA
Molecule: messenger RNA, 2857 nt
Organism: Gekko japonicus
Lineage: Eukaryota; Metazoa; Chordata; Lepidosauria; Squamata; Gekkonidae
Gene: KCTD13
Product: potassium channel tetramerization domain containing 13
Exons: 7
Coding region: 145-1158 (337 amino acids)
Biological process (GO): protein homooligomerization; negative regulation of Rho protein signal transduction; proteasome-mediated ubiquitin-dependent protein catabolic process
Cellular component (GO): Cul3-RING ubiquitin ligase complex
Molecular function (GO): protein binding; ubiquitin-protein transferase activity
Source: RefSeq, a predicted model, not a curated record